Molecule: messenger RNA, 9989 nt
Organism: Symsagittifera roscoffensis
Lineage: Eukaryota; Metazoa; Xenacoelomorpha; Acoela; Convolutidae
Exons: 6
Coding region: 24-2966 (980 amino acids)
Biological process (GO): molting cycle, collagen and cuticulin-based cuticle; endocytosis
Cellular component (GO): cytoplasmic vesicle membrane; plasma membrane
Source: RefSeq, a predicted model, not a curated record
AAACUUAUUAAAUAGAUUAAGUUAUGUCAUUGGGAAGCAGGUAUCGCAGUGCCAUCAAGGCACAACAUUGCAUGUGUGCCAAACUGGCCGAAAAAAUGGACCCAAUGGCACUGUGGAUUCUAGUGAUAACAAUCGUACUGUUUCUACUCGUGGGUGUGCUAGGGAUAGUGACCAGUUUCAAGAUGAAUGAAGAUGCGAAUGAAGUGAUGGCGCCAGUCGACUCAGUAUAUUAUCAAAGGUAUGAGAAAUACAAAAACGUAUUCUACGAAAACAGUACGAGCAACUACCAACCACAAUGGAUCAUGUCUGGCUUAGGCAUGUACUUCAGCGUAGUAAUGUACCCCAGAAAUGGGGUCGGUCAACCAAUCGGUGGCAAUCUAGAUGACCCCAAACUCCAGGGACUGGACACUAUGAACAAAUUUUUCAGCCUUGUUGAAGAUUUUGUCUCCGAGGACAACAAGACGUUUCCAGAAUUGUGUGCUAAACAUUACGCUCUUAAUUAUGAUCAGUGCUACCGGAUGAAUAUGUCGGAAGUUUUCAAGCCGGAUUACAGAGGGGAUAACUCAAAUUCCCUGUAUCAAAUUUUAAUGAAAGAGCAAGGGUCUGGUCCCAAACCUUAUCGUCUCACUUUUCCUUCUCAAAAGACUAUCCUGGGACUCGAUACAAUAGUUGUCUCAACUGCUGAGAUUUUGGGCUCGAGCAAACCGGAGUUUUUCGAAAGCGUAGGGUGUAAAACUAAAUUGCAGAAAUCUCGUACCAAGGUUGAUAUCUCUUGUCAAUACGUGGGAGACCACAGCGAAGAUAUAGAAGCUUUACGCUACGCUUGGCAUCUUCGAUACGACACACCAGAAGAAAGUGAAAUGAGUCACAAAUGGAUUCUCGAAGUGGAGGCUAAGUGUCUGGAGUUUGAAGAGGAAGUUAACAAAGGCAGGUCCGAAAACGAUACGUAUUGGAAGUUCAUGUGCUACCACAGUCUAUCACUCUCAGAUGGUGCCAAAGUAGCCAUCACAGAUGACAUGAAGUGGAUUGUUUUGGCGCUUCUUCUCAGUUUGGUGCUCCCUGUCGUGAUGAUUUUGAAGCCCUGUGGCGCGGAUAACUUUGCAAUGAUGGCGCUGACCGGAGUUGGUUUGUUUUUUGUCACUUUGAUUGGAACCGUGGGCGUUGGAAGCAUGCUAGGGUUUGAGUUUGUCUACUCAUUCCUAGUCACGAUUAUUUUCUUAGCCUGGAUCUUCCUGCGUCUGACUCUGCACAUGGUGGAGUCCCUGAAAGACUACCUCUCCACGGUCGGUGAGAAGGGGGAUGAGGAAUUCUCUUUUGCAUGGCUCUGUGGCCACUGGCUCUUCGUAUCAAUCUCCAACUUCAUCGUGCUCUCCCUCACCUCCUUCCUCAUCUGCAGCUCCAUGUACAAAAUCAUAUGGUUCACCGCCGGAUUCUUCGGAGUGUUCUUCCUGCUUAGUUCACUUGCGUUUCUGCUCAUGUUUCUGAGCGUUGUUUCCCUGGUGAUAAAAUCUCGUUCCUCGGACGGCAGACCCUGCUGCAUGGGGAGAGGACCCCCCGACACCUCAGAACCAGUGCUGGACAACAAAGCGAUCGCCACUAUAAAACGGAUAUACGAGAGAAAUGUUAUAAGAGCAUCAGCUGUGGUGAAAGGUGUCAUAUGUGCCAUGUUUGCUGUGCUAUUCGCAAUUUGUCUUAUUUACAGUGUGGUCAUUUUUUCUGCCGAAGAUGUUGACGAAGAUUACUACGGUUAUGAUAGGACUCAAAUCGUGAAGCCGGAUGAUAAUGCUCUCUAUAUGUUGGAGGUUCUCAAGAAAUACUAUCCUGCUCAGGGACCUUUGGUGCAAAUGGUUUUCAACAACAAUGCCAUGUACCAUUAUAAUAAUACCGAAAAUGAAAACUGUAAUCCAGGAUCCACCUACUGCAUAGAACACACUGAGAUUAUGAAUAACGAGUUGUUUCCUGCUUUCUGGGACGGAAAUAAUAACACUUGGGAUAAGUGGAUGCUUAGUUUUUACCAGUCUUAUGUCAUAAAUGUUGAACAAACAGCUGAAAAAAGUCUCAAUGAUCAGGAUGCUGUUAGCAGAAUGUUCAAGCUCGGAACAUUUCUGAUGAAUCCUUUGCAUGCGGUUUACAAUGACAUGGCAAGAAUUCAUGUCGAUGAUCUAGAACCCCCAUAUGCGCCUCGAAUGGCUGGGGAUCCUUAUACACGAAUGUUCAUCAGGCAGAAAUACCUGUCACACACUGCCAAAGAGGUCAAAUUUGUACGCGAGUUGGAAAUGGCACAGGAGAAACUGAAGACGACUGCCAGUCCAACUCUGAUGAAGUAUUUCCCUCCAGACUCUUUCGAAUUCUACUCCAACUUGUUUGUCAUGUACGAAAGCAGCCGUGAAGUCAUUUCACGCUCGCUUCUAAUCCCAGCAGCUGUGGUUGGGUGCAUUAUUUUCGCACUCUUCUGUGCCUGCGUUUCGUUACCUCACCCAUUUGCCCACUUGGUUCUUUUCUUGAACGGCGUCAUGCUUUUCUUUGAAUUCUUUGCCAUCCAAUUUGUACUAGGAACUACGAUUAAUAAUUUCUCAAUGACGUACUACUUUCUCAUGUUUUUAUUCGCAGUCGACUAUUCAUUCUACCCUGUGCAUAUUAACUUGAAGUAUAUCUUGGCAGGAGCUGGAUCCAUCAGGUCACCCACUCCUAGUCCCAUUCCCUCAUUGGUCAUCUUUACUGUGGCCAUGUUCGCAUUCCUAAUCAUGGUCAUCGUGCCUUUGUAUUCACUAGUCGCCGUCGCAAUUCGAAACUGCAUCUUCGUUUUCGGAGUGAUCGGACCUCUUCACGAGUUGCUGUUCGUGCCAUCGAUUUGUGGUCUGGUGAUUUGCGGAGACAAUAAAUGCGAGUCGAAUGAGAAAAUCGGCAAUGGAGCCAAUGGAAUUCACAUGAGCCAGCUGAAAAAGGAAGCAGAAGCGAAUGCCUAAAGUGAACUGAAGUUGAGAUGCUGGACUGUUACCUUUAUUUACAUAUGCAUACCUUAUGAUCUAUUAGUAAUUUUAGUGCUAAUGCUUACAAAUGAAGACCACCCUAAUCCUCCUUACACGUUUGAUUUGAUUGUAGAUGUUUAUCAUUCAGUUAAUUUUCGAUUAUAGGUAAAGUUCACCUCCCCGUCUCUCAUAUUGCUAUUGUUAUUCGUGAUGUUGCUCACACCACGUAGCUUGCAAUUGUGUAUGUCUAACUAUGUAACUGUUUUUAGAAGUAUUUUAUUUAAAAAGUUUUGAAGAAGAAAGAAAUUGAUGUUGUGGUUAGUGGUUAUGGUUGCUGUUUUUAAAUUUCUUCCAGGUUGUUUAUGACGUUUUUCGGUUUUUUAUUAAAUUUUUGUUUUGUGAAUAAUCUGUAAUAUUCCAUCGCAACCGACUGUGUGAAGGUUUCAAAAUCACCGUUGUCUAUUUUAAUAACUAACUGACUGGAAGAUGGAUGUACUUUAAGAGAUUGGAAUAGGUGAGGCAAAAAUUGCAAGGAGAAGAUGCGUGUCGCCUGAAAACUUGGUCUAGAUAUGGUUGGACCUUAUUUCUUUCACCAGUAUUUGGAAAAAUUGAAUUGCCAGGUUUUCGUUUGUCUGCAUAAUUAAUUUCCAAACUAUGGAUUUUUUUUUUCUGAACAAAUUUUGUAAACAUUUUUUUUCCUGUCAUGUCAAUUUAUCAAAUUGGAUAACGCUUGCGAUUAGAAAGCAUUAUCAAAUCGGAAUGUAGACGUUCUUCGGGUUAUUAACUAGUUUAACAACAUAAUGAAUUGAAUCACCUGUUCAAGUUCAAUUAGUACUGAUCAUAUAGGCGGUUUUGAUGAUGCUAGGGUACCAUAUAGGCGAUUUUGAUGAUGCUAGGGGACCUGCAACUUUUUUAAAAGUUUUUUUUUUACAAAAUCAAGUUUUUUUUCGGCUCAGCUGGUGUCUGCUCAAAGAUUUUCGGCUUUGUUUCCGCUUGGUAAGUCUUGUUCAGUUGCUAAUUUGAAUUUCAAUUGUCUGGCUUGGCAUGUUUGCCUGGAAUUACUGUUUGAUAAAAACAGGUAUUAUGAAAAUGUAUGGGAUUGGAAUGUAUGGGUAUUAUGAAAAUGCAUAGCAAGAUCUUCUACACCCUUGUGUGCCUGCUAUUUCCGUGGUCUCCUUUUCUUUUAGCCUAUUCUCUACAGCCUUCGAAAAAGUCUGUGGGGGGAUAUUUUUUAUUUUUCUUUUCGUUUUCGCAAAAGUAACCUACUAAAUCUAAUUUUUUGAAUUAUUUGAAUAGAACAGAUUUAAAAAGUGCCUAUUUAUGAGUGGCUACGCCCAAACUUUUUUUACACAUGAAAUUAUGGCCCUCGGAAUAGAGAAGUUUUGAUUUUUUUGCCGGUUUUUCGAAUCUUUUCGGCUUUUCUCCAAAAUUAACCUCCCAAACCUGUAUGCGUUUAAUGGAGAUAACAGGUAAGAAGCUCCCCUGCAUUUACGGCCACUCGCAUUUUUCUAGACAAGUUAUCGUCCUCGGAAGAGUCAAUUUUUUGAUUUUGUUGAGCGGUUUUUUUAAGUUAUUUUGAAUUUCACCAAAAAUACCCUCCCAUGUCUGAGAUUUUGGUUUCAAUUCACAUAGUGCGAAGCUCUUCUGCAUACGGGAUUACAGGCAAUUUUUUUGACAAAUGUUAUGGCUCUCGGAAACUUGACUUUUCUCGAGAACUACUGUGCCCAGGGGCGGAUUUAGGGCACAGUAGUUCCUCAUGAGUUCGACCCCCUGCCGAGCCAAAGGGUCCCCCCUUUGUUAUAUUUUGAGACAUCUAUUUUAGUGACCGACCCUAAUUUUUUUCUAAAGGCGCCUUAGGUGCCAAUAUAUACUAAUAUUGAGGGGGGAGCGCGCCGAAAAAACGCAAUUUUUUUGUCAAAUUUUUCCAAAAGUUGCCUAAAAAUGCCUUUUUUGACCUGAUUUUUCCAAAAUUUUGUCUGCGGAGCAGAAACUUUGGUCAUAAUGGGGUCUUUAGAGUGAUUUCGGAGAGCUCAAAAAAUCAAAAAGGUCGACAAAAUUGUCGAAGUUUUUGAAAAUUAGCCCCCUCGAGAGGAUCUUAGAUCCGCCCCUGCUUCUGCCAAAACUGAGUUUUUGGGUUCAAUCGAAAUAGCAGGCUGCGUGAAUCUCUUCUGCAUAAGUGGUUACGCCCAAUUUUUUUUUAAUUAAAAAGCUAUAGUUCUCGGAAUUGUUAACUCUCUGAUUUGUUGGCCGUUUUUUGGAUUUUUCUCUAUAACUAUACUGCCAAAUCUGUUAUCAUAGGAUUUACUCGACACAACAGGUUGCUGAAAGGUCAGUUUUUUAGUUUGCUACGCCAAGUUUAAUUAAGAAAUAAGAUUUGGCCUUCAAACAAGAGAGUGUGUUGAAACUUUGACCUUUUUUGUUGUUUCUUGACCCUACUCGAAAAAUACUGUGCCAAUUCACAGGUUAAGUCUACUUGUGCGGAAAAAUGAGAAAAUAUUAAUUUAAAAAACUACAAACUAAUUUUCUUUAUUUUAGAAAUCGACUCUGUGAAUUGCUACGAAAAUUCUAUUGCUACGAACAAGUUUUUCUUUCUGAUAGUUCCAUCUGAUGUCCAGGUGAUAAUUCGGAUAACCGAAAAAUUUUCAAGUUUAAAUCAUAUCAAUUGGACACCAGUUGUUGUUGUUCAUUUCAGAAUCAAAGUUUUAGCACCACUGAAUGAGUCGUUAAGGUUUACCAAUAGAAUUAUCGCAAGCUCAGUGUUUCAAGCAUGUGAGUUGAACGAGAAAAAAAAUGGCAGCCUUUAAAAAGGCUGGUUUGAAUGUUUGUGGUUUUGAGUUGUUAAAAAGAUUGGUUGACUCUCGGAAGGUAUCGAUGCCUCCUAUUUCCUUGCCACGUGUUGAAUUUCUUGCGUCAACCCGUCUUGCCACGGAAAUCAAGACACAGCCCCUCUUACAGAUAAUUGCAAUCUCCGGAAACAAAGCAAUUGCAUCUCCGACGAAGAGGGAUCCUUCCGCCUAGCAGAGUCGGGCAAUCAAGAAACACGAACAACACUCGCGAAAUUUGGGCUGUGAUGGUAGCGCAACGAAAGUUUUUUCGAAAGUGUUUUAAGACUUCCCGUGAAACUAAUCAACAUUUCGAUCAAGCUAAACAAUGAGCGAACAGUUAAUUUGAAUUUGGUCAGCCUGAUAAUAGUUGUAAUUGUUUGAUCUCAUGUGCAAUUGUGGCUGUUGACUAUAACCGUUGAUUACUAGAAGAUCUAGAAGGGAAUUAGUUUUAUUUGUUCUUUUUUUCCCCAUUUUGUCCAAAGGAGUCUCCGUAACGGCCGAUUAAAAUAAUCUACAGAAACUCGUUUACGACGAUGUUUUUUUACUUAGACCCUUGACAUUUUGAAAAAAAAAUCAUAAUGACUUUUCUACAGGUUUUUAUUCACGCAAAACUACCAGCUUUCACUGCUUCGCAGUGAAAGUAGAGCCGUUUUUUUCCUAAAAAUUGCAAAGUCCUCAGUCUUUCUCGAGUGAAUGCUUUUUUUUCGUUUGAAAAGUGUACUUGUGCGGAAAAAUGAGAAAAAAUCAAUUUAAGAAACUACAAACAAACUUUCUUUAUUUCAGAAAUCGACUCUGUGUAUUGCUACAAAAAUAAUCUCAAAUGAAUCUGUACACCUAGAAAGGAUUUUGAACAAGUUUUUCUUCCUGAUAGUUCCAUCUGAUGUCCAGGUGGUAAUUCGGAUAACCGAAAAAUUUUCAAUUUUAAAUCAUAUCAAUUGGACACCAGUUGUUGUUGUUCAUUUCAGAAUCAAAGUUUUAGCACCACUGAAUGAGUCGUUAAUGUUUACCAAUACAAUUAUCGCAAGCUCGGUGUUUCAAGUAUGUGAGUUGAACGAAAAAAUAAAUUUUUGCCUUUAAAAAGGCUGGUUUGAAUGUUGGUGGUUUUGAGUUGUUAAAAAGAUUGGUUGACUCUCGGAAGGUAUCGAUGCCUCCUAUUUCCUUACCACGUGUUGAAUUUCUUGCGUCAACCCUUCUUGCCACGGAAAUCAAGACACAGCCCCUCUUACAGAUAAUUGCAAUCUCCGGAAACAAAGCAAUUGCAUCUCCGACGAAGAGGGAUCCUUCCGCCUAGCAGAGUCGGGCAAUCAAGAAACACGAACAACACUCGCGAAAUUUGGGCUGUGAUGGUAGCGCAACGAAAGUUUUUUCGAAAGUGUCCUAAGAGUUCUUGUGAAACUAAUCAACAUUUCGAUCAGACUAAACAAUGAGCGAACAGUUAAUUUGAAUUUGGUCGGCCUGAUAAUAGUUGUCUCAAAUAAUAUUUUAGAAAUUGACUCCGUGAAUUGCUACGAAAAUAAUCUCAAAUAAAUCUAUACACAUAGAUAGGAAUUUGGAAAAAUUUUUCUUUCUGAUAGUUCCAUCUGAAGUCCAGGUGGUAAUUCAGAUAACCGAAAUUUUGUUUUCAAGUUAAAAUCAUAUCAAUUGGACACCAGUUGUUGUUGUUCAUUUCAGAGUUCAAGUUUUAGCACCACUGAACGAGUCGUUAAUGUUUACCAAUGAAAUAAGCGCAAGCUCAGUGUUUCAAGUAUGUGAGUUGAACGAAAAAAAUAAAUGGUAGCCUUUAAAAAGGCUGGUUUGAAUGUUAGUGGUUUUGAGUUGUUAAAAAGAUCGGUUGACUCUCGGAAAUUAUCGAUGCCUCCUAGUUCCUUACCACAUGUUGAAGUUCUCGCGUCGACCCUUCUCGUCUUGACACUCUGGACACACUCUCUUUAACAGAAAGUUGCAAUCUCUGCAAACGACGGAAUUGCAUCUCCGACAAGGAGGAAUCCCUGUGCCGAGCAGAGUCGGGCAAUCGAGAAACACGCACAGAACUCGCAAAAAUUGGGUUGUGAUGGCAGCGCAACGAAAAUAUUUUCGCGAAAUUUGGGUUGUGAUGGCAGCGCAACGAAAACUUUUUCGGAAGUGUUUUUUUUUUUAGUUCUGUCAAACUGAUCAACAUUUCGAUCAGGCUACACAAUGAGCGAACAUCUAGUUUGAAUUUGGUCGGCUUGAUAAUAGGUGUAAUUGUGUAAUCUAACGUGCAAGUGUGGCUGCUGACAACCCCCAUCGAUUACUUGAAGGAUAUUUACACGCGCAUAAGUUUGUUUGUUUUUUUUUUCUUUUUGUCUAAGUGAAUCUCCAAAUAACGAUCGAUUAAACUAAUCUACAAAAAAUCGUAAUACGACGACGUGUUAUAUCGAAUAUAUCCUCCUUUAAAGCUCUGCAGAAUCAUAAAGUUUACUAUCAGAAUAUAUACUGUUAAGCUGCUCGUAAUGUUUUCUUAAAGAAAACUUUAUAUUGGGCGGACGAUAACUAUUAUAUAAUUUAUUCAAAGCAGAGAUAUUUCUUCAUGAAUAGUCUUUUUGUUUCCCACGAGAGAGAGGACUAGCGACUACUAGUACCAAUGUGUUCCGACAGACACAAAGAGAAGAACCAGCGGUGACUGAUUCAACCAGAAGCUAGUGUGCCGCGGAAGGCACGAUGAGGACUAGUAAUUACUAGUACCAAUGUGUCCCGAGAGACACGGAGAAGAACCAGCGGAGACUGGUUCAACCAGAAGCAAGUGUGCCGCGGAAGGCACGAGAGGGAGGACUAGUCGUUACUAGUGCCAUUGUGUCUCGCGAGGCACUGCGAAUAACCAGCGGAAACGGGUUCAACCAGAAGGAAGUGUCCCCCGGAAGGCACGGGAAAAAGCACUAGUGUUUAGAAGUCGAGAACCAGUGAGAACUGAUUCAACACGAAGCGGGUGUGCCGCAGAAGGCACGAGAGGAAAUUACUAUUGAUUACUAGCACCAAUGUGUUACGAAAGACACGAGGGGGAGAACUAGUGGGGAAAAGUUCAAAAUGAAACAAGCUGGAUGAUGACCAGAGAGAACGCAGGGUAACUAGAAAUAGCUAGCUCUGAAUUAGCAAAGUGUUUCGGUCAAACACGAAGGGGGCUGGAAAAAGACCAGCGAAAAGCAGUGGCUUGCUAGGCGGGGCUAGCUAUAAAAGCGGUGGCGUGUUUCAGCGAAACAAGGGAAGCUGGAAGACGACCAGCAAAAGCGAAGGUGAGCUAGGUAGAACCAGCUGUAUAAGCCGCGAUGUGUUUCUGCAAAACGCGAAGUAAGCUGGAAGACGACCAGCAAAAGGCUCGGAUCAAGCUUUAGAUUAGCUCGCUAAAGUAACCAAAUAAAUGAAAAAUGGAUAAGCAUCUUUUAGAAGUUGCAGUGGUAGAUGUAGAAGUAGUAGAUUUCUCCUUUGUUGUCUGUGUCGUAGGAUACCGUAGCUUCGCACCGUUAUUGUUCUUGUUUUUAAACCUUCGAGGAGUUUUUCAAAGUAUCAAUUUAAAAUCCAACAAAUCCAAAAUUUAGCAUUUUUAAUGAAACCAAUUUUAGAACAUCAAUUGAAGAAAGUAGUUGAAACACUUUUGACGGAAUCUGAUGGUUUAAGAUUUUAACUUUUGUUUUUGCUCUGAUGGUUAUAUUUCCAAACCACAAGACCAAAACAACUUCAACUGGUUCCGUAUUUUACAGGCUGGCUGACUCUCACCUCAUAUUUGUGCUUAUCGCAAUUGAACCUAAUUCCGAAUCCAAUGCUGAGACAAUCGGAAAUUCAAGUUUCAAUUUAAUUCAAAACAUGUCAUCAAUAAUCGCCAAUUCGACUGCCAAUCCUUGUUUUAUGUUAAUUUAAUGUAUCAUUUGAAGCAUUUAUUGAGUUAAUUUACUUUAUACCCUUAGUGCCAUUGAUGCCAGACUUUGAACCAGAUGCUUGUGUAUUCGUGUUGCAAAUUAAUGAUCUUCAUGAAUUAAGUUGUCUCAUUGCCCUCUUUGUGUUUUUAAAAAAUGUUCGUUGGCUUUGUCGAUAUUUUGUGUGCAGUACAGAGUAAAUGGUAAAUCGUGAUUGUGAAAAUUAAUAAUUCGGAGUUUAGUCUAUUGUUCUUUAUAUGAAAUUGUGAUUUAAAACUAAAUUCGUGUUCAACCAAUACAUUGUUUUUAAUAAACUGUUUUUAAAUUGA